Molecule: messenger RNA, 789 nt
Organism: Phaethon lepturus (White-tailed tropicbird)
Lineage: Eukaryota; Metazoa; Chordata; Aves; Phaethontiformes; Phaethontidae
Product: fibronectin type III domain-containing protein 5-like
Biological process (GO): positive regulation of brown fat cell differentiation
Molecular function (GO): protein binding
Source: RefSeq, a predicted model, not a curated record
CUUGCAGACAGCCCGUCAGCUCCAGUAAAUGUCACAGUCAAACACCUGAAAGCCAACUCAGCCGUUGUGACUUGGGAUGUUCUGGAAGAUGAAGUUGUCAUUGGAUUUGCAAUUUCCCAACAGAAGAAGGACGUGCGGAUGCUGCGCUUCAUCCAGGAGGUGAACACCACCACCCGCUCCUGUGCCCUCUGGGACCUAGAGGAGGACACUGAGUACAUUGUGCAUGUCCAGUCCAUCAGCAUCCAAGGCCAGAGCCCUGCCAGUGAGCCAGUCCUCUUCAAGACCCCCAGGGAAGCUGAGAAACUAGCCUCUAAAAAUAAAGAUGAGGUGACGAUGAAGGAGAUGGCGAAGAAAAACCAACAGCUGCGAGCAGGGGAAAUUCUCAUCAUUGUUGUGGUGUUGUUUAUGUGGGCAGGGGUGAUCGCCCUGUUUUGCAGACAGUACGAUAUCAUCAAAGAUAAUGAGCCAAAUAACAGCAAGGAGAAAGUCAAGAGCGCCUCGGAGAACAGCACUCCCGAGCACCAGAGUGGAGGGCUCCUCCGCAGCAAGGUGAGAUGCUGCUGGCACACAGUGGGGCCCAGGGCAGACGAUCAACUUCCCGCUGGGCUUCAGCUGAAUUACCCAAAAGCAGCCUCUGUUAAACAUCCUCACUCCAGCCUCCUCCCUCCAGCUGGGAUGCAGAAAGGAAACAGCCCUUCACAUCCACGCGUGCCAGUACCACAGCUUGUUAGUGGUCUGAGCCUCCCAGGCACAUCAGGGCACCGGCACUUCACUCCCACUUCUGGAUGA